UAGUUUCUCUUUUCCUUUCUUUUUAUUUAAUGUAUUAUGAUUUCUUAACACGAAAUCGUAAUUUUUAAAUCAUUGACGAAUUAGCUUAUAUUUGGAAUUUUAAAUUUUAUUUUUCACGGUUGUUGUCACAAAACAAUGUGAUUGUUUAUAAGUCCAAAAUAAGAUUUAAAUUUGAGUAUAAAGUAAAGUUGAUGAUCACUGAGGGUCUAUAGGGCUGACCAUCUGUCCCUCGUUGCCACGUCUGCAACAUCUUGGUGGUCCAUUUUGGGGCUGGUGCGCAACAGCAUCGGCACUAACGCUGGCAAUGAAGCGCUCUCAGAAAAAUGUCACGUUGGUUCGACCGAUUGAACAUACUCUUGUUGAGUAUGAUAUUAUUUAGUACAAUAAUGUGGAAUACUGUGAAAAGUUCAAAAAUAAGGUGUGAAGAAGCAAAACUAAAAUGCGCUUUCAGAACAGGCUGUGGCACUGCUCUACAACACUAUUUUACAGGAUGUGCACCCGUUCUUGAAGAUAAUAAUUGUUCCGAGAGCUGUCAACAUGCCCUUAUUGCUCUUACAAGUACCGAUGAGGGCAAAGAACUUAUGACGUGUGAAUGUGAAAAUGAAUUAUGCCUACAAUCAAAACAAAGAGUAGAAAUAUGUAGAUCAUCUGUAACAAUGGCAAUGAAUAAGACAAGAGUAUCUUGCAGAAUAGCGACUUGGAUUUGUAAUGCAGAUGCUCUUUGUCAAACUGCACUUGCAUAUUAUAAUAAAUAUUGUAAGAGUAUGUUUCAAGGACGAAAAUGUACUCGACGAUGUAGAAACUCGAUAAAUAUUUUGACAAGACAAGAAAAAGCUGCAAAAUUAAAUACAUGUCAAUGUGAUGGUUUUGAAGAAUAUGAUUGCAAAGGAAUUCAUAGAAAUAUGAAUCUUCUUUGUUUUGGAAAAAUACAUCAUGGUUAUCGUGAUAUUAAUAUUGAAAAUGAUAGAAGAAAUAAAUUUUUGACACCAAAUACAAGUCUUAGAGGAGAUGGUGUUCAAAUAUUAGUGAACAGAAAAUUAUUUUUAUUUUCCUUAAUAAUUCAUAUUCUUAAAAUAAAACAAGACUGAUUAGAAAAAAUGCAGAAAAUUUCCAAAAAGCAACAGUAUUCCAUGAAACCAAUAACCAAAGAUCUUUAUUAACUUUUUAAUUAUCAUUAUAUGAACAAUUUAAUGAUGGGAUUAAUGGAUGACUUAUUAUAAAUAAUUUAGCAGUUAAUUAAUACAUAAAAUUUACUCGUAAAUUUAUUAUUAAAUUUGUACAAAUGGA
Messenger RNA from Apis laboriosa (Himalayan honeybee), 1287 nucleotides. Its product is annotated as growth arrest-specific protein 1-like. The record is from RefSeq and is a predicted model, not a curated record. The transcript has 6 exons. Gene Ontology annotation, biological process: regulation of cell cycle. Bases 324 to 1088 code for a protein of 254 amino acids. NCBI's taxonomy places the organism in Eukaryota, Metazoa, Arthropoda, Insecta, Hymenoptera, Apidae.